AUGUCACGCGAGUUUCAUGCUGGCGGCGCGGCAAGCUUCGGGAUGCUGCACUCGCCGAUGCACGGAGUCAGCGUCAUGAAGGCUGUGCUCAGUCGAUGGUUGGAACUUGAUCUCACCCAGGUCGGCUCCGUCAUCGCCAUCGCCGGGGUUCUACCCUCUGCGUGGAGAUUUGUUCACCAUGUUUGGCGCGAAGCCACAAGUUGGAUCCGAAGGUUCUUUGUCGCCUCAGUCACCAUCCCCGGCCGGGACCCCCUGAACCGGAAUGUGGCGGACUGGGUGCUCGCCAAUGUGAUCGAGCUCAGGAGUCUCAGAUUCCUUACUGCACGAACCCAAGCCGGUCGUGAGUCGGACAGAGCUGCUCUGUUGAAGAAGACGAGGCGAGCAGUGCAGUAUCAUCCGCAUUGGGGCACGAUCUGGUUCUGGCACGAGGGGCAUCUGUUCUUCGUGUCUCGAGCGGCAGACGACUUCAAUGCCUCGAUGAGCGACCCAGCGUAUGAUGGUGUCGGUGGAGAGGAACUCACUGUCAUCUGUCUUGGCCGUUCCGUCGAGCCUAUCAAGCAGUUCAUCCAGACCGCACGAGAAUUCGCGGAGAGGCAGACGCAGUACUUUGUCAUUAUCUACGCCAGGGAUCGCUAUGGAGUUUCUUGGCAACCCAAGUCCCGCAAGCCUAUCCGGCUCCUGGAGACAGUUCAUUUCGACGAGCAGGUGAAGCAGGAGUUGCUCACUGACAUCAGGAACUACCUCGACCCCAAGACUGCACAGCUGUAUCAGCGGCGGAGCAUGCCGUAUCGCCGGGGAUACCUCUUCCAUGGUCCUCCCGGCACCGGCAAGUCAUCGCUCUCUACCGCGCUCGCUGGAGAGUUUGGUCUGGAUCUCUACGAGGUCAACAUACCGACAGUGGCAAGCGAUGCGGAUCUGGAGCAGAUGUUCCAGGAGAUUCCACCUCAAUGCAUUGUACUACUUGAGGACAUAGACGCGGUCUGGACCGGAAGAGACAUUGAACGAAGCGAGUACAGCAGCGGCAGUGCAGUCUCGGGUUGCACGCUCUCUGGUCUGCUCAACGUGUUGGACGGUGUCGGGUCCCAGGAAGGCCGCAUCGUAAUCAUGACCACCAACAGGCCGGAAUAUCUGGACGGCGCGCUCGUCCGUCCAGGACGGGUAGAUAUGAAGAUCUUUCUCGGAAACAUCAGUCAGAAAUCUUCCGGGGAGAUGUUUGUACGCAUGUUCGCUCCCGAAGUCCGGAUUGAUCAAGUUGCGAUAUCGGAGAGUGGCGCAUGGCCCGACAUGGAUCGCAUACGACAACUUGCGGCCGAGUUCGCGGCAAAGAUACCCGAGGACACUUUCACACCUUCCCAGCUUCAAGGGUUCUUCCAGCUACAUCUUGAAGAUGCCGAGGAGGCAGCGGCAAGCAUUGAUGCGUGGGUCGAUAGACACUUGUCGAAGAAGCACGAGAGGGAUUUUGAACUAGUAAACGGGGAUAAAGCCAGCCAGGCAUCCCACGACAGUUGA
Molecule: messenger RNA, 1509 nt
Organism: Thyridium curvatum
Lineage: Eukaryota; Fungi; Ascomycota; Sordariomycetes; Thyridiales; Thyridiaceae
Exons: 2
Coding region: 1-1509 (502 amino acids)
Biological process (GO): mitochondrial respiratory chain complex III assembly; protein insertion into mitochondrial inner membrane from matrix
Cellular component (GO): mitochondrial inner membrane
Molecular function (GO): ATP hydrolysis activity; ATP binding
Source: RefSeq, a predicted model, not a curated record